GUACUCAUGUGUACUGUAUUCCUGAUGCCGCCGCCCGCCGACUUUGGCGGUUUGCCGGCCCUGCGAAUGCCACCGCUCUUCCUAGCUGGGGUCGUACACUCUCCACGCCUCCCACGUCUUACUGCUCACCGCCACCACCCCGCCGCCUCUAUCUCGGUCUGCGACGCGUUGGCCCAUCCCUGCUCCCCGCCAUGGUCUCUCGCCCACCGAGAGUUCUCGUGGCAGGGGAAUUCCAAGCGGAAAAGGGGGGAAUUCUGGAAUAAAAGGUGGCUCGGUCUUAACUGUUGAGGUUUCAGUUGGGAGGAACUACGAAGACACCUCAUCACUAGUUCAUGGUUGCUUAUACAGUGCUCUUAUAAUUUCCAUAAGGGGCAUACAUGUUAUCAUCUUAGGCUCUUAGCCAUAGUAUGAUAGCAGCCCACAUCCCUGUAAGAAUUAUGUGGUGUAACUCUUUGUGAAGCAAGUUAAAGUCCACAUCCCUUGGUUUUUACAGUGCUGUGGAUGAUCAUCUUCUCUGAGGAGUGGCAAUCGACUAAUUGGAUCGUAAAGAGAGUCAAGAUGGCCUGAGUUUGGUUUACUGUUCGCUAUUAAGCUUAGUGGUCUGGUGUCUUCCAUACUUUCGCUGAUUAACAUUAUUUCUGCACCAUGAAUAGUGUGCAUAGUAUAGAAUCUCUGGCUGCUGGGGAUGCUCAACAUAAACUUUUCCAAACCCUUGGACCAACGCUCUUGAUUUCGAUGGCAUAUAUUGACCUUGGAAAGUGGUUGGUAGCAGUGGAUGCUGGAUCUCGGUUCGGCUAUGAUCUUGUGCUACUGGUGCUGUUCUUCAAUUUCUCAGCCAUUUUAUUCCAAUAUCUGUCAACGUGUAUCGGCAUGGUCACUGGGAAGAAUCUUGCAGAGAUCUGCUGCCUGGAAUACAGUAAGGUGAUAUGUGUUGUUCUUGGUCUCCAGGCAUGGCUAUCCUUAUUGACCUCUGAAUUGACAAUGAUUGCAGGCAUGGCAGUGGGGUUCAACCUUGUGUUUGAACAUGACAAUCUUAUCACAGCCAUAUGUUUUGCAAGUGUUGUUGUUAAUCUACUACCAUACACACUCUCCCGACUGGAUAAGGUGGCUGGGAUAUGUAAUGCCUGUAUAGCUGGAUUUACACUUCUUUGUUUUGUGCUUGGUUUAUUAAUCAGUCACCCACAUACCCCAGUCAAUAUGAAUGCGAUGUUUCCCAAGUUGAGUGGUGAAAGCGCUUAUUCACUGAUGGCACUUCUUGGCGCAAAUAUAAUAGUACACAACUUUUAUACGCAUUCGGCAUUUGUUCAGGUCCAGAGAAGAUCAUCUCAUACCCUUGGUUCCCUGUUUCAUGACCACCUUUUCUCUAUAUUAUUUAUAUUUACUGGGAUUUACCUUGUGAAUUAUAUUCUCCUGAGUUCAGCCGCAGAUGAAUCCAGUGAGACAGUGGUCAUGAACUUUCAAGAUGCUACAGAGCUAAUGCACCAGAUAUUCACAAAUCCUGCAGGACCAAUUGUGCUAUUAGUGAUCCUUCUCUUUUCAAGCCAUAUCAUCUCAUUGACAUGCAUUGUUAGUGGUGAAGUAAUUUCAGAGAACUUCUUUGGUGUUAAACUGCCGCUUUCGGCACAUCAUCUGCUACCUAAGGGUCUGGCCAUGGUUCUUAAUAUCUAUUUUGCGAAGGUUGCUGGUCCUGAAGGGAUAUAUCAGUUACUUAUUAUGUGCCCAGUUAUCCAGGCUAUGCUUCUUCCUUCAUCGAUUAUACCCAUUUUACGUGUUUCCUCGUCAAGAUUAUUGAUGGGAAGAUACAGGAUAGCUUUAUGUAUUGAAAUCUUUGCCUUCCUCGCAUUCCUUCUUGUGGUGUUCACAAAUAUAAUUUUCACAGCAGAAAUUAUGUUUGGUACUAGCACUUGGACAAACAACCUGAAAGGAGAUACUGGAAGCCCUGCUAUACUUCCAUAUUCUGUUGUAGUCCUAAUUUCAUGUGCAUCGAUUGGAUUUACACUGUUACUUGCUGUUACUCCACUAAAAUCAGCAAGUAAUGAAGCUCAGACUCAUUUAUCGUCCAUGCACUCACAAAGAGGAGCUUUAGGCACUACUCAGAGAGAAGCAACAUCUCUGAAAAAAUUUGAGCAUGAAGAAGUUCAGAGCUGUUCUGUUGGAGCUGUUCUUAUGGGUUCAUCGGAAGGUCAUAAGAAGUCAGUCCAUCUGCGGAGAACUUUAUCUGGAUAAUUGUGCAGAUGAAGAAAUUAAGGGGUCCUCUGUUGAUGCUGUUCCAAGGGAUUCAUUGGAGGGUCUUCAGAAGUCAACUUUUGAGAUUAAGUAUGAUUCGGACGCCUCUGAUGGUGGCGCCGAGCAAUUUGUGGAUAGAUUGAAGCUGAACCAUCACCAUCUAUAACCAAUGAGGAGCCAAAAUCAGUUGUGUAGUGGAUGCAACCAGUUCCAGAGGUUUGUGCUAUCAUCGUACCAGUACCAUACCAUAGUGUUUCAGAAAAUUUCGAGAUGAAGCCCUCAAAUGAAAAAGGUGGUUAAACAAGAAGGUGAAGGUAACUCAGAUGAAGGGGAAAUAGAUGAGCUCUUAACUAGACAUUCAACCUGUUGAUGCCCUUCCUGUUAUAGUGUGUUCCUAUAUUAUCCAUGUAUGUGGUUGCCGCUCCAUUAGGAUUAGGGUUUCCAUAGGUGUAUAUAUGUAACCAUUCUCUAUUGGAUUAGGGUUUCCAUAGGUGUAUAUAUGUAACCAUUCUCUAUGCAAUGGAAGUGUAAUCUCAAUCUGUUACAUGGUAUAAGAGCUAGGUCUUCUCUGGCGCC
Messenger RNA from Zea mays, 2802 nucleotides. Its product is annotated as Ethylene-insensitive protein 2. Lineage: Eukaryota; Viridiplantae; Streptophyta; Magnoliopsida; Poales; Poaceae. Gene Ontology annotation, cellular component: plasma membrane. Gene Ontology annotation, molecular function: cadmium ion transmembrane transporter activity; manganese ion transmembrane transporter activity. The record is from RefSeq and is marked validated. Gene Ontology annotation, biological process: manganese ion transport; iron ion transmembrane transport. The transcript is spliced from 8 exons. The coding region runs from base 646 to 2226 and encodes 526 amino acids.